Rodentolepis nana is the source of this 315-nucleotide messenger RNA. NCBI's taxonomy places the organism in Eukaryota, Metazoa, Platyhelminthes, Cestoda, Cyclophyllidea, Hymenolepididae. The record is from the annotation of a GenBank genome assembly.
GGUGCACCCGGACUCUUUUGCCGUGUAUACUAUACGUUGCCCAGGGUGCACCACUAUACGUUGCCCAGGAUGCACCACGUGGUAGUAGGUCUAUCGCACAUCCCCCAUAGCGUCUUAGGUACCUCACUUCUGUCUCUGAACUUUUUGUGUACAUAUCUAUCAAAUAGACACAACUGCAUUCUUGAAAUUACUCAAAGAAUUGGGCUUUUAACAUUGAAUGCGCCGUGCCAGGUACCCUUUCGACCUUGGCAUGUAAGUGUCACCAUCUGGCAGAUCAACACAAUGGAUACACCAGCAUGCAACAGGACUAGAUGA